AUGUCUGAAUUAAUAAGAAAAUCUCCUUCUUUAACUCUUUAUAUAUUAAGAAAAUUAUCGCAUUCCAUAACCAAACCAUAACCAUAUUUAAAAACAUUAGCCUAAUUUAUAAAAGCUAGUUUUAAAGAUCAUUUAAACAGUAGUCAUUUUCUUGAAUUACUAAUAGAGAAUUUCCCAGAUGACUUAGAAUUAAUGAAAGAAAAUAUAUAUUGGAGAACUCCUCAUAUAUAAAUUAUGUUAAAAUAUAUAUCUUAAGAAUACGAGAAACAUGUUGAAAGAAAUAUGGAUCUUGACCAACAAGAAUUUUGGACAAAAGUAAACUCUUUUUUCGAAUAAGUGACCUCUGUUUCAGGCAUGUUAAAACCCCAUUAUUCUAAAUCUGAGAAACGUUAAAUUAUUAAAGAAUAACUAACUUUAAUAGAAGUUACUUAAGAUAUAUAUAUGCCUACAAAUCCUCGAUAUUAAAUAGUUUCCAUAAAACUCGAUUCAGGUUCACCUAUGUAAAGUGCUGCUAAGUGUCCUAUAAUGGUUACUUUUUAUUGCCGUAAAUAUGAGGGUCCGGAUAAAUAUUUCUAGACUAAAAUUGGAAAAAAACAUAAAGAAAACAGAUUUAAUUAAAUAAAGAUUUUAAAGUAAACUCAAAAUGUCAAUUUUGAACUCGUAAGUGAUGCUCUUUUAAAUGAUCCUUUUUACUAAGAUGAAUAAUAAAUCAUAUAUGAUGAAAAAGAUUAAGAAGCCAAAAUAAACAGUUUAAACCCUCCUUUGUAAAUCAAAUAAUUCCCUUCCUAAUCUAAUUCCGCGUCUUUAAAAUAAAGCAUAAAAGAAGAUGAUUUAAAUGGUUUUUUGGUCUCCUCGGCAACUAAAAGCAAUUAUUUUUUCACUCAUUAAAAUCACAUUCUACUCUCUGAUCUUCAAGAUAAAGUUGGUGAUUAAUAUUUGCAAUUAGGAAUAAUACCUCCUUCUGAAUAAAAAAAGAAAGAAUAACAGUUAGGUUAAAAAAAAUAGCCUUCAUAAGUAAGUUGUAUAUUCAAAGUUUUCGACGAUGUAAGACAAGACUAACUUGCUUUAUAGAUAAUAACACUAUUUUAGGGAAUUUUCGAAAAGGCAAAUGUUCCUUUAUGCGUUUUUCCUUAUAAAACAAUAUCAAAUCGAACGGGUCAAAACUUAGAUAUUGGUGGUAUAAUCGAAUGUGUAAAAAAUGCAAUUUCUCGUGAUUAAUUAGGGAAAACUAACUAGUAUAGACAUAAUGGAAAUAUUCUGAUUAAUGAUAAAGGACAUUUAAUUCAUAUUGAUUUCGGAUUUAUUUUUGAUAUAUCGCCGGGAGGAAAUAUGAAAUUUGAAAGUGCUAAUUUUAAAUUGACGAAAGAAAUGAUUUAAAUUAUGGGAGGAUCCAAGAAUUCAGAGGCAUUUUAAUUUUAUGUAAAUCUCACGAUUAAGGCUUUCUUAGUUAUAAGAAAUUAUUAUGAAGAAAUAUUUAACACUAUUAAACUUAUGCUUUAGAGUUCUUUACCGUGCUUUUUGAAAAAUUCGAUGAGGGAAUUAACUAAAAGAUUUGUGUUAAAUAAAAAUGAUAUUGAUGCAGCUAGAUAUAUGAAAGAUAUUAUUUAUGAUGCUUUUGAUAAAUAUACUACGAGAUGGUAUGAUGAUAUUUAGUAUAUAAAAUAAAAUUGA
Molecule: messenger RNA, 1671 nt
Organism: Ichthyophthirius multifiliis
Lineage: Eukaryota; Ciliophora; Oligohymenophorea; Hymenostomatida
Product: phosphatidylinositol 4-kinase, putative
Exons: 5
Biological process (GO): phosphatidylinositol-mediated signaling; phosphatidylinositol phosphate biosynthetic process
Cellular component (GO): cytoplasm; plasma membrane
Molecular function (GO): 1-phosphatidylinositol 4-kinase activity
Source: RefSeq, a predicted model, not a curated record